Molecule: messenger RNA, 2562 nt
Organism: Oreochromis niloticus (Nile tilapia)
Lineage: Eukaryota; Metazoa; Chordata; Actinopteri; Cichliformes; Cichlidae
Product: protein Tob1
Exons: 2
Coding region: 515-1534 (339 amino acids)
Biological process (GO): regulation of gene expression
Cellular component (GO): cytoplasm; nucleus
Molecular function (GO): transcription corepressor activity
Source: RefSeq, a predicted model, not a curated record
GUACCAGAAGAGGACGAAGUUGCGAAACUCCCGAGUAAGGAGGGAGCUACUCUGCAAGCCUGCUGAAAGAGGAGAGCUAAAAAACAAAAAACCGCAAAAUAACCUUAAAAAAACGUAAACGCCAAUCCUCCAAAAACUACGUGUACUGGAAGACUUUUUUGUAACGCUGAUAAUUUAUUAUAUGUGAAGAAAGUAUUUAUACUUUUUUUUCCUAUUUGCACUAACUAACGGUACUUCAGAACUACUGAGAAUCUUUAUUUUUUACAAAAAAGUAAGAAAAAAUAUCACACCCUGUGGAAGGACACCACUUACACAAAACCAGCACUUUUGAUUUUUUGAUUUGAUUGAUUUUUUUUCCCUAACCUGUUUCAUCCAAGUUCUGGUUGCUUUUGCCAUCCCGACUGGAGAGAGCAGCUGUGUUGCCAAACACGGAUAAACAAAGCAGACCCAGUGGACACGUUCAAGGUCAGACACAAAUAAUCUUGUUGCAUCGGGUAAACUUCAGCAGUUAGCUAUGCAGCUUGAAAUCCAAGUAGCCCUCAACUUCAUCAUCUCAUACCUGUAUAACAAGCUGCCCAGGCGGCGAGUCAACAUUUUUGGCGAGGAGCUGGAGCGGCAGCUGAAGCAGAAAUAUGAAGGACACUGGUACCCGGACAAGCCAUACAAAGGUUCAGGAUUCAGAUGCAUCCACGUUGGGGAGAAGGUUGACCCCGUGGUGGAGAAGGCAGCCAAAGAGAGUGGGCUGGACAUUGAAGAUGUCCGCAACAACCUUCCCCAGGACCUCAGUGUGUGGAUUGACCCCUAUGAGGUGUCCUACCAGAUUGGGGAGAAGGGGCCCGUCAAAGUGUUGUACGUCGACGACAGCAACGAAAGUGGAAGUAGCAAUGUGGGACUUGAUUUGGACAAGGAGAUCAAGAACAGUUUCAAUCCGGACGCGCAGGUCUUCAUGCCCAUCAAUGAGCCUGUGAAUGGCGCCUCCCCGGGGUCCAGCUCGCCCUCCCCACCUUUUGGCCACUCAGCAGCAGUCAGCCCCACCUUUAUGCCCCGCUCCACGCAGCCUUUAACCUUCACAACAGCCACCUUUGCUGCCACCAAGUUUGGCUCCACUAAGAUGAAGAGCAGUGGACGCAACAAUGGCGGCAGUGGUGCUGGGAACAAGGUGGCACGUACCUCUCCCACCAACCUGGGCCUGAAUGUGAACAGUCUCCUGAAACAGAAAGCCAUCUCCACCUCCAUGCACUCUCUGUACGGGUUGGGCCUCGGCGCGCCGCAGCAGCAGCACCAGAAGCCCUCGGCACUCUCCCCCAAUGCCAAGGAAUUUGUGUUCCCCAGCCUGCAGGGCCAGGGCAGCCAGAGUGCUCUUUUCCCCAGCGACAGCUCGCUCAGCCUCAGCCCGCUGCAGUACAGCAAUGCCUUUGAUAUGUUUGCGGCCUACGGUGGCCUUAAUGACAAGUCGCUUAUGGAUGGCUUGAAUUUCAGCUUGAGCAACAUGCAGUAUUCUAACCAGCAAUUCCAGCCAGUUAUGGCCAACUAGUACACGUGAAGGUACUACUUAAGCUACUACUUCAUACAGAAACGACCAGAGAUAAUGUGAUAGGGGGAAACAAACACAAAUGCACAUUUCAAAACAGAAAUAAAAAAAAAAAUAAAAAAAAGUAAACAAGAACAGAAUGUCAAGUAUAAAAGGAAAAAGUGACUUGUCACCUGUAAGAUCUAUGUUACGAGUCUAAGAGCAUGAGCCCGAGGGUGAAUUAUUUUGCCCCCUUGAGUUAUACCUUUUUUUUUUUUCCUUAAUGAAGCUUGUAGUACAAAAUGUCCAAGCUUGGUUACCUAAACUUCAACAUGCAUCAUUGUUAUUUCUUUUGCCAACCAAGCACAAAAUAUUUUUUUUAUGUGACUGUUUUAAAAAAAUAUAUAUAUUAAAAAAAAAGACAAAAAAGAGAAAAAAAAACACCACCACAAGUCAUGGCCUCUUUUCAGUAUUUAAACAUAACUGGACAUCGCCAAUUUUUUUGGUUUUGUUUUGUUUUUUUCAAGAGAUUGGCAUAAAUAAGUGGGAUUUCCUGGUCUUUUUCUAAUUGUAUAAUUUAAUUUAGUACAGAGUUUGUAAAAUAUCAGAGUAUCUAUUGUUUCUACGACAUGGUAUUGCAUUUAUAUCUUUUUACUACUCCAGUGAUCUGUGAUGGCUGCAGCAACUUUAUGUUUUCUUUUUUAUUGAAAUAAAAAAUGAAUUCAUCAUUUAAAAAAAAAAAAAUGUUAAAAAAAAUUGACUAUCCUAAAGAUUGUGUACAGAAUAUUCCGUAGUGGUGGGAUAUAAGAAUAUUUGCUUUCUUUCUUUCUUUUUUUUUCCAAAAAAAAAUACAUGAGAGUUGUAUUUUCUGUUAAGAGUUUAAAAGAUUUUUGCUAUAUUAUGGACAAAAUGUAAUCGUAUAUUAAUUUUGUACCUACAUUGUGCAAUACUUGAUAAAAACAAACGGUAUAACAAAGUAUUCAGAGUCAGUGUCUUACAUGUUAAGAGAGACUGAUGGUUUAUUAAGUUUGUAUUAAAAAGCUUGAAAAUAA